AUGAAGAAGAAAUCAGGCUCUUUGGUGAAUACAAAACCUUUGAAACCAUCCCCUUUAGCCUCUGCGAAGCAGAAUAACAGUAAUAACAAGGGUAAUAACAAUAAUAAUGAAGUUGGUCAAAUACGUUCAACAAGUCCUUUAUCAUCAGUAAUAUCCAAGUCAGAUCUGAAAAGAAAUGAAGAGAUAGAACAACAGAUACAAGAUAAUAUACAACACAGCUAUAAAAUCUAUGAUGUUGAGCAUCAAAAGUCAAUACAAACCCCUUCACCAACUCCUCUAUCACCAAUCAACAAUUCAUCACAGGGAUCUCCAUCACUAAUACCCAGAGACUUACAACAACAACAACCUUCACAGCAAGAAACUGAUGAACUAGAAUUAUCAAACUUCACAAGACACAACAUCCCACCGCAACUUCUAGAGAAACUUGCAACUUUCCCACUUUUCAAAAAUGCUCCAAGAACUUUCCAUAAUGCAAUAGCUGGAAGAUUAAAAUUAGUUCAACAUCAUGCUCAAGAAUAUAUCGUUAGGUUUGGCGAACCUGCUAAAUCCAUGUAUUGGAUCCUAAGAGGCUCAGUGGCCGUGACAUCCCCAGAUGGUGAAGCUGUUCAUGCUGAACUAGUUGCUGGUCAAUUUUUCGGGGAAAUUGGUAUACUGUUCAACAGACCAAGAACUGCAACAGUGGUGGCUAGAACUAAAGUACUCUUAGGAGUUUUAACUGCUGAUAAUUUCAAUGCUGUAUUAUCUGAUUUCCCUGCCGUGGAGAGAAUGAUUAGAGAUGAAGCUCAAGAGAGAUUAAGCAUGCAAGAUAAAAGGAAAAGAAAUGGGGUAACGAAUAUAAUUUCAAAACCAAAUAGUACAAUGAAAAGUCUUCCAAGAAUCCACGAUAAUGUUGAUCAUUCUAUCCCUACAAGAGAUUUCCUAAGAAGUUUACCAAUGUUUACACUAUUACCUUCAAAUAUUAUCCAUGAGCUGGUACUAGGUGUGGAACCAACAAGGUUUGAACCAUUUGAAUAUAUUGUUAGGAAAGGAGAAUUGGGCCGUGAUAUUUAUUUUAUUGUUAAUGGUGAAGUGGAAGUAUUAAGUCCCAAGAGAAUUUCAUUAACUUCUUCGCAUGGUAAUAAAGAUAAAAAAGUGGAUCAUGUUUUAGCAAGAUUAGGUACUGGUCAAUACUUUGGUGAAAUGGCUUUUUUACAAUCGAUCUCUAAACAUGAUCGAGAUUUCCAAAAGAUUGAAAGAAGUGCUGAUAUUAGAUCUGUCUCCACUGUGGAUUUAUUGAUUGUUAGUGGUGAUCAAUUGGAGAAUUUGUAUUCAAGGUAUCCUAGGAUUUGUGAUGAAAUGAGAGAAACUGCUAAAAAGAGAAAUGAUCGAAACCAAAUCAAUACCCAGGAUGAUGAUCAACAACAUCAAGAAGAAUUGAUGUUCAAAGAUCCUUUCAAAAAAUGGAAGGUCCCUGACCACUUAAUAAGAAGUGCUUCACCAUUAUCAGAAUCAUCUUCAACAACUUCACAACUAUACACAACAACUUCCACAGCUGCCUCAUCAUUCUCCACAGCUCCUCCAAGCUCAAUAUUUGACAAUAACGAGUUUUCUUUCCAAAGAAGAAGAUCUAUAGCCACAAUAACUCAAUCAAUUGAUCCAAGAGAAUCUUCAUCAUCACCAUUGACCCUCAAUGUCCCACCACUGAACCCAGUUCUACCAUCCUUAAACUCAUUCCCAUCACAUCAAAGAACACCACAACCGUUCCAAUACAUGAACCAUGCUAAAAGAUUAAGAUUAGCAAGCAUAAGUGGGAGACGUCGCUCCUCAGUAUUGAGCACAGGUCCAUUACCUGAUCGUAUCUUGUUGAAAGUUUUUGAAUUCUUAUCAUUGCCCGAAUUAAUGAAACUCAGAAUAAUUUGCAGAAGAUGGAGACAAUUAUUAUAUGUUGCCCCUGGGUUUUUCGAAGUUUUGGAUUUAAAACCCUACAAUACUUCAAUUGAUGAUGAUGCCUUGAUACAGAUCACUGAUUUUGUUGGUUCAAGACCAAAAGUUAUUGAUAUUUCUGAUUGUUUCCAUAUAACUGAUUUAGGUUUUUGUUAUAUGGUUAAUGAGAUUGGAAUGAGUGGCUCAAUACAAAUCAUCAAGAUGAGAUCAGUUUGGGAUGUGAGUGCAAUGGCUAUUAUGGAUGUCGCUGUACCAAGUAUUGGACAUCAUAUUGUGGAGUUGGAUUUAUCAAAUUGUAGAAAAGUUAGAGAUGAUGUUGUUGAAAGAUUAAUUGGUUGGAAAAAUAAAUUACACCCUGCUCAAACUAAAAACUCUAUUGUGGUUAAUUCAAUUGAUGAUCCAAUUCCUGGGAUGGAAGAAUUUGAUGACCAAAAUAAUAAUGAAUCUGCUAUCGGUUGUGCAAAUUUGAAGAAUUUAAAUCUUGGUUAUUGCAAACAUUUAACUGAUAGAUCAAUGUAUCACAUUGCAUUACAUGCUAAUGAUCGUCUUGAAUCACUAGAUUUAACAAGAUGUACUACAAUAACAGAUGCCGGGUUUGCAUAUUGGGCUUAUCAACCUUUCCCUUAUUUAACCAAAUUGAAAUUAAGUGAUUGUACAUUUUUAACAGAUAAAACAAUAGUGGCAAUUGCAAGUUCUGCUCAAGGUUUAACAUUCUUGGAUUUAUCAUUUUGUUGUGCUUUAACUGAUGUUUCUAUUGAAGUUUUAUGUCUUGGUUGUCCAAAUUUAAAACAUUUGGAUCUUUCGUUUUGUGGAUCAGCUAUUAGUGACUCAACAUUAUUGGCAAUUUCUAUCCAUUUAAGGAAUUUGGAAUCUUUGGUUAUUAAAGGUUGUGUUAGAGUUACAAGAUCAGGUGUCGAUGCUUUAUUAUCAAGUUCAAUUCCAUUAAAGUAUUUGGAUAUCUCCCAAUGUCGUAAUGCUCAUUUUUAUAGAGCUGACAUUCCUGCCCCUAUUAUCAAACCAAAUCCUAAUUCCAAAUCUGCCUUUGUCACUACAAGUUAUGAUCGUGUUGUUGAGUUGGUUAUUUGA
Molecule: messenger RNA, 3009 nt
Organism: Hansenula anomala
Lineage: Eukaryota; Fungi; Ascomycota; Saccharomycetes; Phaffomycetales; Wickerhamomycetaceae
Exons: 3
Coding region: 1-3009 (1002 amino acids)
Molecular function (GO): protein-containing complex binding; protein binding
Source: RefSeq, a predicted model, not a curated record